UCUAAAAGUUGGUUUUAAUUGGUUGCCCACAGGAUUGACUUGGCCUCUGCUUCUUAAGAAAAAUACAUCUCUUGUUUUACAAGGUGUGUGUGGUUUCAGCGCAGCAUGGCUGUGGUCAUCCGUUUGCAAGGUCUCCCAAUUGUGGCGGGGACCAUGGACAUUCGCCACUUCUUCUCUGGAUUAACCAUCCCCGAUGGGGGCGUGCAUAUUGUAGGGGGUGAACUGGGUGAGGCUUUCAUCGUUUUUGCCACUGAUGAAGAUGCAAGGCUUGGUAUGAUGCGCACAGGUGGUACAAUUAAAGGGUCAAAAGUAACACUGUUAUUGAGUAGUAAAACAGAAAUGCAAAAUAUGAUUGAACUGAGUCGUAGGCGUUUUGAAACUGCCAACUUAGAUAUUCCACCAGCAAAUGCUAGUAGAUCAGGACCACCACCUAGCUCAGGGAUGAGCAGCAGGGUAAACUUGCCAGCAACAGUACCCAACUUUAAUAAUCCUUCGCCAAGUGUAGUAACUGCUACCACUUCUGUUCAUGAGAGCAACAAAAACAUACAGACAUUUUCCACAGCCAGCGUAGGAACUGCUCCUCCAAGUAUGGGGACUUCUUUUGGGAGUCCAACAUUCAGCUCAACCAUUCCAAGUACAGCUUCUCCAAUGAACACAGUCCCACCACCACCAAUUCCUCCAAUCCCAGCGAUGCCAUCUUUGCCACCGCUGCCAUCCAUCCCCCCAAUACCAGUUCCUCCUCCGGUACCAACAUUGCCUCCUGUGCCACCUGUUCCUCCCAUUCCCCCAGUCCCUUCGGUGCCGCCUAUGACCACACUGCCUCCUAUGUCAGGCAUGCCACCCUUGAAUCCACCACCUGUGGCACCUCUACCUGCUGGAAUGAAUGGCUCCGGAGCACCUAUCGGUCUGAACAAUAAUAUGAACCCCGUGUUUCUGGGUCCAUUAAAUCCUGUGAACCCUAUACAGAUGAAUUCUCAAAGCAGUGUGAAGUCUCUUCCCAUCAACCCUGAUGAUCUGUACGUGAGUGUGCAUGGAAUGCCCUUUUCUGCAAUGGAAAAUGAUGUCAGAGAGUUCUUCCAUGGGCUCCGAGUUGAUGCAGUGCAUUUGUUAAAAGAUCAUGUAGGUCGAAAUAAUGGGAAUGGAUUGGUUAAGUUUCUCUCCCCUCAAGAUACAUUUGAAGCUUUGAAACGGAACAGAAUGCUGAUGAUUCAACGCUAUGUGGAAGUCAGUCCUGCCACAGAGAGACAGUGGGUAGCUGCUGGAGGUCAUAUCACUUUUAAGCAAAGUAUGGGACCUUCUGGACAAGCCCACCCUCCUCCACAGACACUUCCAAGGUCAAAAUCGCCCAGUGGGCAGAAAAGGUCAAGAUCAAGAUCACCACAUGAGGCUGGUUUUUGUGUUUACUUAAAAGGGCUACCGUUUGAAGCGGAAAACAAACAUGUCAUUGAUUUUUUUAAGAAGUUGGAUAUUGUGGAAGAUAGUAUUUAUAUAGCUUAUGGACCCAAUGGGAAAGCAACUGGUGAAGGCUUUGUAGAAUUCAGGAAUGAUGCUGACUAUAAAGCUGCUCUUUGUCGUCAUAAACAAUACAUGGGCAAUCGCUUUAUUCAAGUUCAUCCAAUAACUAAGAAAGGUAUGCUAGAAAAGAUAGAUAUGAUUCGAAAACGACUUCAGAACUUCAGCUAUGACCAGAGGGAAAUGGUGUUAAACCCGGAGGGGGAAGUCAGUUCUGCCAAAGUCUGUGCCCAUAUAACAAACAUUCCAUUCAGCAUUACCAAGAUGGAUGUUCUUCAGUUUCUAGAAGGAAUCCCAGUGGAUGAGAAUGCUGUACAUGUUCUUGUUGAUAACAAUGGGCAAGGUCUAGGGCAAGCAUUGGUUCAAUUUAAAACUGAAGAUGACGCACAUAAAUCUGAACACUUACACCGUAAAAAGCUGAAUGGGAGAGAAGCUUUUGUUCAUAUAGUUACCCUAGAAGAUAUGAGAGAGAUUGAGAAAAAUCCCCCAGCCCAAGGAAAAAAGGGUCUAAAGAUACCUGUUCCAGGUAAUCCCGCAGUACCAGUGAUACCUAGUGCAGGGAUGCCUGCGGCUGGGAUUCCCACUGCCGGAAUACCAGGGGCUGGAAUACCAGGGGCUGGAUUGCCUAGUGCCGGUAUGCCUGCUGCUGGAAUGCCUGGUGCUGGGAUGCCCAGCUCUGGAAUGCCCGGUCCUGGAAUACCCGGUCCCGGAAUACCUGGUCCUGGAAUACCUAGUGCGGGAAUGCCCGGUGCUGGAAUACCCGGUGCUGGAAUACCUGGUCCCGCAAUGCCUGGUCCUGCAAUGCCUGGUCCUGCAAUGCCUGGUCCCGCAAUGCCUGGCCCCGCAAUACCAGGUCCCGCAAUACCAGGUCCUGCAAUACCUGGUCCUGCAAUACCUGGUCCCGCAAUACCUGGUGCUGGCAUCCCCAGUGCAGGAGGAGAAGAGCAUGUUUUCUUGACUGUAGGAUCAAAGGAGGCCAAUAAUGGGCCACCAUUUAAUUUCCCUGGUAAUUUUGGUGGGCCCAAUGCCUUUGGGCCACCACUCCCCCCUCCAGGAUUAGGGGGUGCCUUUGGUGAUGUUAGGCCUGUUAUGCCUUCGGUUGGAAAUAGUGGUUUACCUGGCCUAGGGCUGGAAGUUCCAGGUUUUGGAGGUGCACCAAAUAAUAUAAGUGGGCCAUCGGGAUUUGGGGGGAUCCCUCAGAACUUUGGAAAUGGCCCAGGUAGUUUAAAUGCUCCUCCUGGUUUUGGAAGUGGACCCCCUGGUCUUGGAAAUGUUCCUGGGCAUUUGAGUGGGCCUCCAGCCUUUGGGCCUGGGCCUGGGCCUGGCCCGAUCCAUAUUGGGGGUCCCCCUGGCUUUGGAGCUAGCUCUGGAAAGCCAGGACCUACAAUAAUUAAGGUGCAGAACAUGCCUUUUACUGUAUCUAUUGAUGAAAUUUUAGAUUUCUUUUAUGGUUAUCAAGUAAUUCCAGGUUCAGUAUGUUUAAAAUACAAUGAAAAAGGUAUGCCUACAGGUGAAGCCAUGGUGGCCUUUGAAUCUCGGGAUGAAGCCACAGCUGCUGUCAUUGACUUAAAUGAUAGGCCCAUAGGUUCAAGAAAGGUAAAACUUGUUUUAGGGUAGCCGUUCACAUCAGUUCCUUAUUGGGUAUAUCUUUAUUUUGCUGUGAUUAAUGCAUCCAGAUUGUUUUCCUAGUAGUUCCAGGUUAGAACCUGUGGAUUGUUUCAAUUGCAGAUAGAUUGGUUUCUAUAACACAGAGCAUUGGUUGGCUGUUUUACAACUCACAGAAUAAACAUUGCAAUUUGUUACAGUAAAGCUAUCUGGAGAGAACACAACAAUAAUUUUGGCAUACGGUAGAGGCCAUUUGUAAUUCUCGAUGAUCAAGGAAUCUAGAUUGGUUUUCUUUUAUACCACAUGGGAUGAAGAAAAUUGAAACGUUUAAAUAGAAACAUGAGUAGAGCUCGUGGAGGGGCUCAUGCCAGUGGUGGCAUUGGAAGUUGGCUACUUUUGCCAUUUGUUUUAAAGCUGGACAUACUUGCUUUGUUAUAGGGUCAAAGCUUUGUCUGAAACCUUCAUUUUCUUUUAAAAUUGAAUAAAGUCUCUGUAUCCAGAUUCAUUGUAUGUACCUUUAUUGCUUCUGGAGGGUUCUUGCUGUAUAGACAGUCCUGCCUCAGUGUUGCUGCUUUAUCUACCUAACUGACCGCUUGUAAUAAGUACAACUAUUUUGUUAGUUUUUAAUUUCUAAUACAAAAACUCCACACUUGUGGUUUGUGCUAAAUAACCCUGAACUUUGUGACUAAUGUCACACUUAUGAUUGUGUGAAAUGACUUUGACCAUAAAAAUAAACUAUGGAGUCCUCUACUGACAUUAAUUUGGUUUGACCACCAAGUUUUAUUUAGUUUAGGAAGUUUAAAAUUUGUUCAUAUUUUUUGGAUGACAGUGAAAAUCAGAAACCAUUUAGUAAUCAGUGUUUAGGUAUUUGAUUUGAAAUCCUUUACUGUGAUGGACUAAUUUAGCAAAUUGUUUUUGUCCUAAUUUAUGUGAAUUUUGGAACAAAGAGAUUCAUAGGAAAACCUUCUAUCUUGCAAUAUAAAACUGAAAUUGAAAGUGGUAGUUUUGUUAGCAGUAGUUAUUGCAGAAUGAAAGAUCCUUAAGUUGGAUCAUAGGUUGAUGUGUGUUUAAUUCUGAUUUGGAGGCUUUUUGGUGUAGUUGUUUGAUCAUGAGCCUGUUCACAAAAAUUGUUUAUUCAGAGUCUUAAGUACUGAUGUCAGAAGAGAGAAUUGAGGUCACUCCAUGCAUUUUAUAUUCUUUCCUUUUGGCAAUCAGGACACUAAGAUGUAAUCUUCAGUUGGCUAAAUGUCCUUUCCCUUAAAAGCAUUCGGUUUUUCACAUAUCGUUCACUGACACUUAUGGCUCUUUUUCUAAAUUUAAAAUGCUUGAAAGCAGUUUCACAUUUCACAUAACAUUCAGAACUGGAGAUUGAUGAAUAAUAACGGGAAAUAAAUAGUAUCUUUCACAUAACGUAGCUCUGAUUUCAAACACCAAUAUUGAGAAGUCUGCAUUUAUUUUUAAAAGAAGGAUUUCUCACAUACAUUAUAUAUAUUUUACAUAUAUAUACAUGUAUGUAUGCAUGUAUACACACAUGCACACACAAAUGUAUGUAUGUAUGUCUAUGUAGUGCCUUUUUUGUGUUCUAAGGGAGUGGUACCCUGAGGUUUCGUCGUGUAGUUUUAGAGUUAAGAGUGGCAACAGUUUCGUGUGUGGAAAGUUUGGAAAGCCUCUCUACUACUACGAUGAUGGUCUUGGAGGAGAGACAGUAUGGUGGUGGUCUGUUCAGGGAAAGGGUUGUGCAGACGUUGAAAAGUGGCUGCAUUGUGAAUCACUUGAUAACUCAAAAAACACAAUUCGCUUGAAAGAUAGCUACUGCCUCAAAAAGCAAUAUGUUUAUAUGUGAUGUUCUUUGUUAAGUAAUCAUUUCUCGUUCGAAGACAGAGUGUGAACACUUCAGAACUAUUUUGGGUAUCUUAUUUCAACUGCAGGUUUAUUUUCCCCAUUGGAAACUGACUAUAUUUUAGAAAAAAUGAUUGUUGGAAGGUGAAAAUCUUUUAUCCUUUCUCGCAAUUUAUUUUGGUUGUAUCUUCGUACAUGCUUAUUAAAUAUUUCACACACUCAA
Molecule: messenger RNA, 5179 nt
Organism: Mus pahari (shrew mouse)
Lineage: Eukaryota; Metazoa; Chordata; Mammalia; Rodentia; Muridae
Gene: Rbm12
Product: RNA binding motif protein 12
Exons: 2
Coding region: 106-3129 (1007 amino acids)
Biological process (GO): regulation of RNA splicing
Cellular component (GO): ribonucleoprotein complex; nucleoplasm
Molecular function (GO): RNA binding
Source: RefSeq, a predicted model, not a curated record